AUGCGAGUGACGGAUGAUGUGAAGCGGGACCUGCGCCUGCUGCGGCUGAGGGGGGCGUACGACCCCAAGCGCUUCUACAAGAGCUUCGAUGAGUCGAAGUUCCCAAAGUACUUUGCGUUUGGCACGGUGGUGGACGACCCCUUGGACGGCCCCGAGGGCCGCCUGUCCAAGGCCGAGCGCAAGGCCACGCUGACUCAGCAGCUGCUCGCCGACGACGCCCUCAGCGCCUCGCGCAAGCGGCGAUUCAGCAGGAUGCAGGAGGAGGGCCAGGCGCGGGCGGCCAAGGGCAAGAGGCGCAAGACGGACAACCCCAGGAACAAGCCGUCGAAGCAGAGGCCGAAGCACUGA
Molecule: messenger RNA, 348 nt
Organism: Monoraphidium neglectum
Lineage: Eukaryota; Viridiplantae; Chlorophyta; Chlorophyceae; Sphaeropleales; Selenastraceae
Product: Deoxynucleotidyltransferaseterminal-interacting protein 2
Exons: 3
Coding region: 1-348 (115 amino acids)
Biological process (GO): RNA processing
Cellular component (GO): nucleolus
Molecular function (GO): RNA binding
Source: RefSeq, a predicted model, not a curated record